Messenger RNA from Lagenorhynchus albirostris (white-beaked dolphin), 924 nucleotides. RefSeq names its product alpha hemoglobin stabilizing protein (gene AHSP). Gene Ontology annotation, molecular function: hemoglobin binding. Gene Ontology annotation, cellular component: cytoplasm. The transcript is spliced from 4 exons. NCBI's taxonomy places the organism in Eukaryota, Metazoa, Chordata, Mammalia, Artiodactyla, Delphinidae. The record is from RefSeq and is a predicted model, not a curated record. Bases 487 to 765 code for a protein of 92 amino acids. Gene Ontology annotation, biological process: protein stabilization; erythrocyte differentiation; protein folding.
AGCGCCGCCCCCAGGCCUCCCACUGCAGGCUCCCGUCGGCGGCGGCGCGGCAGCCCCGGGCCGUCCCGGAGCCGAACUGCUCGGAGCACAGUGGGGCCUCACUCCUGGCAACAUAUGCCAUCCUGAAUUCCUCCCUCUAGUUCCGCGGGCAGAGAAACGUGGCCGGAAGACGCGUCCUGCUCGGCUACGGCAGCUGCAGAGGGGCAUUAUUCCUUCGCGAAAGGGCCUCCUGCCUCCGCGUACUCUUCCAGCCAGCCCAGGAACCAGAUGGUUCCUUUCCGACCUCCCGGCCCCGCCUCGACCCCUCGGGGCUGGUCCCGGUCCUGGUUCUUUGUAGCAUCUUGUCUGGGGCCGCGGGAGCCUUUUGGCCCGCCAAGCCCUGGAGGACCUAAAUGCAGGGCGUUUCCCUCUUUGGCUGACACUGGACUCCUUGUCUACAUCUAGCUUGGUACAGAGGGACAUCCAGACCCUGAAAAGUGUGGGCAGAUGGCCCUUCUUCAAACCAAUAAGGAUCUCAUUGCUACAGGAAUGAAGGAAUUUAACAUUCUGCUAAAUCAGCAGGUCUUCUCUGCUCCUGUUGUCCCUGAAGAAGACAUGGUGACUGUGGUGAAUGACUGGGUGAACUUCUACAUCAGCUAUUAUAGGAAGCAGAUGGUGGGGGAGCAGCAAGAGCAGGACAAGGCUGUGCAGGAGCUUCGGCAAGAGCUGAAUACUCUGUCUGCCUCUUUCCUGGACAAAUACAGGAACUUCCUGAAGUCCUUGUGAGCGCCCGAUCGCAGGCUGCCUUCCUCCUAGCCGGGAGACCCAGGCUUGUCUGAGACCCUUAAAUGCUGCCUCUGUGUCUUCAAGGCCUCAGGCUCUGCCCCUUCAUGGUGUUACUGCACUCUGACACCUCAAUAAAGACCAGUACUGGUUUUGGUGGUU